AUGGCCGGAAGACAAUCCCACGGACGGCCCCUGCUGUCGUCGAAGCAGCAGCCGAAGAACUUCCGCAAGUCGAAAUCCAAAGCCCAGGCCAAGGCCCUCGACGCCUUCACGAUCGCCUCGGAGCAGUUUCCCACCAAGCAGAAGAAGACGCCGAGGUUCCGGGAGAUUGACGUGCAGCCCGACACCGGAAAGAAGCACAGGCGCGCCGAGGAGGACGACGAGGACGAGGACGAAGAUGACGAGGACGAGGAGCAGCCGAGGCGGAAGAAGGCCAAGGCCUCCGGCGGCGGCGGCGAGGGCGAUGAUUCGGAGUAUGGUAGCGACAGCGAGGGCAACGAAUGGCACUACGGCGUGAACGAAGAUGAGGACUCAGAGCUCGACAGUGACGAGGCCUUUGGCGACAGCGACGAGGAGGAUUUUCAGGGAUAUUCCUUCAGAGGCAGCAAAACUGCUAAGAACGAGGCCGACUCUGAAGAAGACGAGGAUGACGACGAAUCUCUGGGCGAGGACGCAAUCGACCUCGCGCAAGCCCUGGACGAAUACGAAUCCGACGAGUCCAUGGAAGACAAGGGCUCUGGCUCCGAGGGCUCAGAGUCCAACUCCGACGCCGACAGCCCGCUCUCGUCCGACUCAGACGACGAAGAGGAUGAGGAGGAAGUCGACCCGUCGAAGCUCGGCGCCCUGCAAAAGUUCAUCACCAGCUACGGCGGCGACGACGAGGACGCGGCGCCGACGAAGCAGAAGCAGAAGAUCAGCUUCAAGGACCUCGGCCUGGCGGGCGUCAAGGACGCGCAGAUGCGCAAGUCGGUGAAGCUCAUGGCCAAGGAGGAGAAGGAGACGCGCCCCGGCGCCGGGAAGAAGCUCGAGGUGCCGCUCGCGCGCCGGCAGCAGGACAAGCUGCAGCGGGCGGCGGCGUACGAGACGGCCAACGAGACGCUGGGCCGCUGGCAGGAAACGGUCAAGCACAACCGCCGCGCGGAGCACCUCGUCUUCCCCCUGCCGCAGAACGCCGCGGACGAGGGGCUCGACAACCGCGAGCUGCAGGCGCUCACGGCCAAGAACUCGAGCAACGAGCUCGAGCAGACCAUCAUGUCCAUCAUGCAGCAGAGCGGGCUGGCGAUGAACAAGCAGGAGGAGAACAGGAUGCGGAAGGAGGCGGAGGAGGAGGGCCUGUCCAAGGAGGCGCUCAAGGACCUCGUCAACCAGCGCCGGCGGGAGCGCGAGAUCGCCUCGCGCGAGACCAAGAAGGCGGCGCGCAUCAAGAAGAUCAAGAGCAAGGCGUACCACCGCGUGCACCGCAAGGAGAAGGAGCGCGAGGAGAUGAAGCUGCACGAGGCCAUGGCCGAGAACGGCGAGAUCGACUCGGAGGCUGAGCGCGAGGCGGCGGACCGCAGGAGGGCGCUGGAGCGCGUGGGCGCCCGCCACAGGGACUCCAAGUGGGCGAAGCUGGGCGCGUCCAACAAGCGCGCCGUCUGGGACGACGACUACAGGGCAGGACUGCAUGACAUGGCCCGCCGCGAGGAGGAGCUGCGCCAGCGCAAGGAGGGCCGCGCGGGCCACUCCGAGAGCGAGGACGACUCCGAAGAGGAGGACGACGACGAGGGUAGUGAUGACGAGGACGAUGUGGUGCGCGAGAAGCGCAAGUUGCUCAAGCAGCUCAAGCGCAUCGAGAACGAAGAGGACGACAGCCCGGCGUCGAACCUGAUGAAGAUGAAGUUCAUGCAAAAGGCCGAGGCGAUGCAGAAGAAGGCCAACGAUGAGCUCAUUGCGCAGAUCCGUCGGGACAUCGACUCCAACGGCGAGGCCAGUGACGAAGAGGAGGUGACGGAGGUGGGACGCAAGAAGUUCGGCGGCGCGGCUAGGCCCGCCAUCUCCGCGCCCGCGCUGUCCAAGAGCAAGAAGAGCAAGAAGGCCGCCGGCGCGGACGUAGACGACGACGACGUGCCGGACAACAGCGCCGUCAACGCGGGCUACUCCAUCACCGCCGAGCCCUCGACGACGGGCUCCGCAUGGUCCUCGGGCCCGCGCAAGAAGUCCUCCUCCAAGGCGCACCAACCACGCGUGCUGGACCUGGACAACUCGCAAGCCAUGACGGCCGCCGCGCCGAAGCCCAAGACCCGCUCAAAAGCAGCCGACGACUCCGACGGGGAUGAGGACGUGGACUCCGACGAGGGGGAAGACGUCCACCUGCCCCUCGCGAUCCGCGACAUUGCGCAGAUGGACAAGGCGUUCGCGGGCGACGAUGUGGUGGUCGAUUUUGCGCGCGAAAAGGCCGAGGUCGAGGCCGAGGACGACGACAAGAUCGUAGACAACACGCUGCCGGGAUGGGGCGGCUGGGUCGGCGAGGGCGUCAGCCAGCGGGAGAAGAAGAGGCAGCAGGGCCGGUUCGUGACAAAGGUCGAGGGCGUGAAGAAGGCGGACCGCAAGGACGCCAAGCUCGACAAGGUCAUCAUCAGCGAGAAGCGCGUCAAGAAGAACGACAAGUAUCUCGCGACCCAGCUGCCUCACAUGUACGAGUCCAAGGCGCAGUACGAGCGCUCGCUGCGUAUGCCUCUGGGUCCCGAGUGGGUUACCAAGGAAUCGUUCCAGGAGGCGACGAAGCCGCGCAUUCUCAAGAAGCAGGGUAUCAUUGCGCCCAUGUCAAGGCCAACGUUGUAA
Colletotrichum gloeosporioides is the source of this 2658-nucleotide messenger RNA. RefSeq lists its product as uncharacterized. The transcript is spliced from 3 exons. Gene Ontology annotation, biological process: rRNA processing. The record is from RefSeq and is a predicted model, not a curated record. Gene Ontology annotation, cellular component: small-subunit processome; nucleolus. Lineage: Eukaryota; Fungi; Ascomycota; Sordariomycetes; Glomerellales; Glomerellaceae. The coding region runs from base 1 to 2658 and encodes 885 amino acids.